GUACCAUGUCCGGGAUGAUUAUUCUUAAUGAUGUGCCUGUCUAUGCCUGGUUUGAUACUGGAGCGACCCAUUCUUUUAUAUCACGUCGAUGUCUCGAAGCUAUUGGGGUUCGUUCCACUACCGCUGUCAAUCCUCUCGAGGUGAGUUUAGCCUCAGGAAGAAAGAUAGUAACUGACGCUAGAGCCACCGAUCUCAGCCUUUCCAUCGGUGGCCGUAUUCUGAUUACUGAUACUUAUGUUAUCGAGAUGAGGGAUUUUGACCUCAUACUCGGUAUGGAUUGGCUAACUCGAUUUCACGCAGAUAUUCGAUGUUAUGACCGGGAGAUUACUCUUUACCUGCCGGGAGAUGAUCAGAUCACUUAUUACGGCUCCAGGACUC
Striga hermonthica is the source of this 378-nucleotide messenger RNA. The record is from the annotation of a GenBank genome assembly. NCBI's taxonomy places the organism in Eukaryota, Viridiplantae, Streptophyta, Magnoliopsida, Lamiales, Orobanchaceae.